AUGGCACUGCCCACGCCGACCCCAGCCCCGAGCUGGGAAGAGGAUGAGUGUCUGGACUACUACGGGAUGCUGUCACUGCACCGCAUGUUUGAGGUGGUGGGCGGGCAGCUGACUGAAUGUGAGUUGGAGCUGCUGGCCUUUCUGCUGGACGAGGCUCCUGGCGCCGCCGGUGGCCUGGCCCGCGCACGCAGUGGCCUUGAACUGCUGCUGGAGCUGGAACGCCGAGGCCAGUGCGACGAGAGCAACCUGCGACUCCUUAGGCAGCUCCUGCGCGUGCUGGCGCGUCACGACCUGCUGCCGCACCUGGCACGCAAUAGACGCCGGCCAGUGUCUCCAGAACGCUAUAGCUACAGCGCCUCUAGCUCUUCAACCAGGGCGGAGAGCAGCUGCCGCCGCCGUCGCCGCCACCAGUCAGACAGUUCUUCCGAUUCUCAGCAGGGCCAAUGGGAGACAGGGUCUCCUCCAACCAAGCGGCAGCGGCGGAGUCGGGGUCGGCCCAGUGGUGGUGCCAGACGGCGGCAGAGAGGGGCGCCCACCACCCCUCUGGAGCAGCAGGAGCCGGCCAGGCCCCCCUCUGAAGGCAAAGUGACCUGUGACAUCCGGCUCCGGGUGAGAGCUGAGUACUGUGAGCAUGGGCCGGCCUUGGAGCAGGGUGUGGCGUCCCGGAGGCCCCAGGCGCUGGCGCGGCAGCUGGAUGUGUUUGGGCAGGCCACCGCAGUGCUGCGCUCCAGGGACCUGGGCUCGGUGGUGUGUGACAUCAAGUUCUCGGAGCUCUCCUAUCUGGACGCCUUCUGGGGUGACUACCUGAGUGGUGCUCUGCUGCAGGCUCUGCGGGGUGUGUUCCUGACUGAGGCCCUGCGUGAGGCCGUGGGCCGCGAGGCUGUCCGCCUGCUGGUCAGUGUGGACGAGGCCGACUAUGAGGCUGGUCGCCGCCGCCUGUUGCUGAUGGAGGAGGAGGGGGGCCGGCGUCCGACCCAGGCCUCCUGA
This is a messenger RNA of Chrysochloris asiatica (Cape golden mole), 987 nucleotides long. RefSeq names its product death effector domain containing 2 (gene DEDD2). The coding region runs from base 1 to 987 and encodes 328 amino acids. Gene Ontology annotation, biological process: extrinsic apoptotic signaling pathway via death domain receptors; regulation of apoptotic process; apoptotic process. Gene Ontology annotation, molecular function: DNA binding; protein binding. Gene Ontology annotation, cellular component: nucleolus. The record is from RefSeq and is a predicted model, not a curated record. The transcript has 4 exons. Lineage: Eukaryota; Metazoa; Chordata; Mammalia; Afrosoricida; Chrysochloridae.